This is a messenger RNA of Trichoderma asperellum CBS 433.97, 2268 nucleotides long. RefSeq lists its product as uncharacterized. NCBI's taxonomy places the organism in Eukaryota, Fungi, Ascomycota, Sordariomycetes, Hypocreales, Hypocreaceae. The record is from RefSeq and is a predicted model, not a curated record.
AUGUCGAGGCCAUCCGAACUUUCAGUCCCUAAAAGCGGCGCAUCCCGCUUCUCCAAGGCGCUGCCCACGGUGCCUGGAUUGGACGACUACUACACAGACGACGACGGCGAGAGUAACAUCGGCGGCGAUAACAAUAACAACAAUAGCAACAACAACAGCAACAACAAUAACAACACUAGCCAUAACCGAAAGAACAGCGAGUACAGUCUUCCAGCAAGAACCUCCUCGCUGGCAUCGCCGCAGGCAAAAACCCUCCCCCUUCCUCCGCUGCCUCCUCCGGUGCCUCCACCGACCAAGACGCUGCCGCCGACCCCCCAGAGCCAGACGAAUCCCAGCAGUAAAGUGAAUAGCUACAGCAGUACAGCCAGCGCAAACAUCGUCGCGGCGCCCUCAAUUGCGCCCAGUACGCCUUCGUCGGCGCUGAGCGCCGGAAUGCUGAGCCUCCAAUCGCCGCCUUUGAGUGCCGGAUCCAAGAUGUCAAUCCCGCGAAAACCUGUCGCGAACCUGAAGCUGCCGGCGCCCUCUCCGCAGUAUUUGGCCCAGCCAUCUCCCACCUUCUCUCUGUCGAGUCUCCUCUCAGCAUACAUGGGAGAUGGCGACGAAUCGCGAAGCCCGUCUUUAUACGAGACUACAACGAGUAUUAGCGAGAUCGAUAGACAGGAAGUCGCAGCGCCUGGUAGCGAGAAGUCGGUUGCGGCUGCGGAGGCCAGCAGUGUCAUAGCCGCAGCUACAGCUGCCUUUCCCGCUGUUCCUAGCAAGCCCAAGGCCACAACAAGCGGCAGUGGCUCACUGCCUGCCGCCCCCAAUGCCGGCACUGGCACAGGAAUUGGUGCUGGUGCUGCUGCUGCCACUCAGUAUCAGCGCCGUGCUGAGCGAGACCUCCCUCCGCCACCACCCCAAGACGAACCAGCGGCAGAACUGUCCACGCCAUCAUCUCCUCGGCCCGAAAUCUGGAAACGCCGUCCACACAUGACCCAAGCCAGCAGAGAGCUUCCCGGCCUUACGCUCGACUACAGCCACGGAUCGACUGCAGAUACGCAGCUGCCAGCAGACCAGGACAACUCCCAGGCGCUGCCCGAGACAGUGAAAGCUGCAGUGCAACGAGCACCUCCAUUCGCCGGUGGUUUGCCGGGCCGGAAUAUUCGUCCUUCAUUGGGGGCCAAGGACCAACCGCCCCCUGCCGCGCAAAUCAUGGGAAGCGAAACAUCCAAGCUGAAGCAGAUCAAAGACAGGCUUGGCUCUCAGCGCUCCGAAUCGAUAUCCAGCACUUCUAGUGCAAAGGCUGGCUUUCCGGGUGCCCCGGCUGUCCAGCGACCGCCAACGCCAGAGUAUCGCAAAGAAGACGUCAAACAACCGACUGUCGAACCUUUUAUUUCUCCCGUUUCUCCCGCAUCAUCCCCGGAAGCCCCCAGAGGUGCAUCUCCUGACUUUGCAAAAGAUCUUCCUCCUAAACCUCCCAAAGACAGCCAGCUUGCAGCUGCAAAUACUCAACCACUAUCACGAAAAGCGAUACCAAUAUCCCCUAGCCAGGAUCUAACAGCCGCUAAGAAUUCAUCUCGCCCGCCGUCUGAUACAAAAAGCACGAGUACAUCCAGCCAAGCAACUGUGUCACCAGUACUACGCAAGGGUGAUACUGUUCCAGUACCAGCGGCUGCACCCGUGCCUGCCCCUGUGACGGCUUCUCCUCCCAACGACUGGGGAUCUGCCCGCCCACGUGUUUCUGGGGGCACAAGCACAGCUGCUGUGCAGCCACAACCAGCUGUCAUACAAACAGAUGUUUCUCAGAUAGCGAACUCUAAGCAGAGUACUCCCCAACCGACUUCAGAUCCACGGCUGCUUAAGUCAGAAACACAAGGACUUCUUUAUCGGGGCCGUGACGGCACUUUAUAUCCCGAGAUGAAGGUUGAAGGCGAGCCUCAUCCCAAGGCUGCAUAUUUCCCAACACAGACGUUUUCAAGCUUGCCCAAAGACGGUAUCAUCAAAGCGAGACCACUCACCAACACGCAUUUUGAUUGCUUCCAACAACAUAGGACGAUGAACCGCCGAAGCAACAAAAACUGUCCGCUUACCUGCCAAGCUUGCGAUAGGGCAGAUCUUGAAGAUCGCUGGGCGUGCUCAUUCUGCCAUGUGCGAAUAUGCGACCCUUGUUAUCGCAAGUUAGGCAGCUACCAGUGGAAUCUUCGCCGCUUGGUGGACAACCUCGCCAACGCUGGUCCCCUUUCCCAAUCUCGACCGGACACCGCUCCCGGGCUACAGGCAACGUUAUAA